AUGUUUGAUGAACACGGUGAUAUUACAACAUGGAAUGAAAGGGCGACAGAGUUUGAAAAGAGAUCAGUGCAAGAAUAUGGUGGAACUUGCAAACCUUGUGAAGGACAUGACUUAGGCGGAGUAAUGCUGUACAUAAAAACAAAUUUGAAUGCCAAACUCAAAAAGAACAUUAAUGAUUGCUUCAAAAAAGAAUUGGUUGCAGGAUUAAGUGGCCUUAUGGAAACAAACUGCAAAAGCAAAUUAAUUCAUUUUAUAUGGGAGAUUUUAAUUAUCAUAUUGACUGGCAAAGACAGCCGGAUCAUAGAACACUUAUCAAAAAAUAAUAUAAUUGGUAAAAGUCAACACGGUUUCAUAAACAAAAGAUCAUGCCUAACAAAUUUGCUGGAUUCCCAUUACUAA
This is a messenger RNA of Helobdella robusta, 399 nucleotides long. RefSeq lists its product as hypothetical. Bases 1 to 399 code for a protein of 132 amino acids. The transcript has 4 exons. The record is from RefSeq and is a predicted model, not a curated record. NCBI's taxonomy places the organism in Eukaryota, Metazoa, Annelida, Clitellata, Rhynchobdellida, Glossiphoniidae.